CUGUUUUCCUGUGUCAUGGCGGCGCUCUGGUAGUGAGGUGCUCAGUGGUCUGUGGGGUGAGAUAUAUUGGCAGGGCUCCGGCGGUGAGAGGUGGUGGGUGUAGCGGGGGGAUGGUGUCGGCUCUGUGCGCGCGGCGGCUCCUACAGCCGGGGCGGAUCCACCUCGGAUCAGCGUGGCGGAGCUGCAGAGAGCUGCAUCCUUCUGCUGGUCAGCUGGAACGUCUGCGGCUCUUUAGUGCUCUGAGAGAAAAGCAGUCUGGUCAGAAGGCAGCAGAGCCUGGACAGAAUCUAAGCGUCCGACUGGCCGAUGGUAAAACAGUGAAAGCGGUAGCAGGGAUCACAACCCCUCUCCAGAUCGCACAGAGAACUCGUAUUAAAGGAGCAGUAGUGGGGAGAGUGAAUGGUGAGCUGUGGGAAUUAGCUCGCCCACUGGAAGCAGACUGUGAACUGCACCUGCUGAGCUUUGACUCUCUAGAGGGCCGACAGGUGGUAUGGCGGACAGGAGCGUGUGUGUUAGGAGCUGUGAUGGAGACACACUUCACUGCUCACGUGUGUCGAGAGGGUGUGUCUGACACGGCACUCUACUGUGACUACAGACUAGAUAACAGUGCUUUGUCUCUAGAGGAGGUGGAGGAGAGGUGUAAAGAGAUGGCAGGUCUGAAGCUCCCAAUCACGAGGCUAGAGCUGAAUGUACAUGAACUCGGGGAACUCUUCCAGGAUGCUCUGAGGUUGCAGUUGGCUGAGGAGCAAAUUCAAGGAAAAAACACCAUCAGUGUCUACAGGUGUGGGCAGAGUGUAGGAGUGUGUUCGGGCCCACUUCUUCCUCAUACAGGUUUUAUUCACUCCUUUAAAAUGCUCCAGGUCUCUCCUGUUACUCUGUCAGGCGGCACAGAGGCGUCGGGUGUGAUGAGGAUGAUCGGAGUUUCGUUUCCUGGAGAGAAAGAAAAAGAACAGUGGGUGCAGGAGCAGGAGGAGGCCAGGAGAAGGGACCACAGGCGCAUCGGCAAGGACCAAGAGCUGUUCUUCUUUAAUGAUGUCAGUCCAGGCAGCUGCUUCUUCCUUCCAAAGGGAGCUCACAUAUACAACACCCUCACUGACUUUAUAAAGAGUGAGUAUAAAAGUCGGGGCUUCAGUGAGGUCGUGACCCCGACGCUUUUCAGUACAACACUAUGGGAACGCUCUGGGCACUGGGAGCACUAUAGUGAAAACAUGUUCACUGUGAAAUGUGAGCCGCACACAUUCGCCCUCAAACCUAUGAACUGCCCCGCCCACUGCGUGAUGUAUGAGCAGAGGGUGCGGUCAUGGCGAGAGCUGCCGCUGCGCUGGGCUGAUUUCGGGGCUCUGCAUCGCAACGAACAUUCAGGGGCAUUAGGGGGUCUAACCAGAGUCCGCCGUUUCUGCCAAGAUGACGCACAUAUAUUCUGCACACCUGAACAGUUGGAGGAGGAGAUCACAGCAUGUUUGGACUUUGUAAGGAGUGUGUAUCGUGUGUUUGGUUUCACCUUCCACUGCCUGCUCUCAACUCGACCUUCUUCUUAUCUGGGUGAGACGGCGCUCUGGGACAGUGCAGAGCAGCAGUUGGAGAGGAGUCUUGAGCAGUUUGGAGAGCGCUGGGAGCUGAACCCUGGUGAUGGUGCCUUUUACGGCCCAAAGGUUGAUAUCCAAAUCCGUGAUGCCAUUGGUCGUCAGCACCAGUGUGCCACCAUCCAGCUGGACUUCCAGCUGCCAAUCCGAUUCAACCUGCAGUAUGUAGGGUCAGAUGGAGGUAUGCACAGGCCUGUGAUGGUACAUCGAGCAGUGCUGGGCUCCCUGGAAAGAAUGAUUGCCAUUUUGGCUGAGAACUUUGGAGGAAAAUGGCCGUUGUGGCUGUCCCCGGCGCAGGUUAUGGUGCUGCCUGUAGGGGGGGACAGUAAGCAGUAUGGGCGAGAGGUGGUGCACAGGUUAAAGAAGGCAGGCUUCAUGGCUGACGUUGAUGAUGACCACGGUGCCACUUUAAAUAAGAGGAUUCGAUCAGCACAGCUCGCCCAGUACAAUUACAUAUUUGUGGUUGGAGAGAAGGAGCAGGAGAGUGGCACGGUCAGCGUACGGACAAGAGGAGGAAAGCAGCUUGGUCAAAGGUCACUGGAGGAUGUGAUGACUUCACUGGAGGAGCUCCGAGAGAGACGCAGUAAUCGAGACGAGUUUUGAUCGGCCCACACACUCAGGAACCUGGACACGCUCAGUCAUAACAAACCGGCCAAGUUAAAAAACAUCUGAAACAUGUGUAUAUACACACACACACACACACACACACAGAGGAUGGAGACAACUCCCAUUGGGCAGUUUAUUGCCCUGAAUAUGUGUAUACUUAUACAAGUGUAAACUUUCCUGAAUCUUGUUCCCUCACCCACAUACAUAAAAUUAGGAGAGAGAGAGAGAGAGAUGUAUAAACUUUAUUGGAUCUCCUUCUCUCUAUCUCACACACACACACACACUCCCACCCACUCAUGUAUAAACACACUCUUCAUCGGUUUAAUGUUCGAACUCUCUGAAAACCAAACAGACUCUUCAUUGUGUUCCUGCUCUCGAACCAGGACAACUCAACUGAACCCGACUGACCUGAAUAGAUCAGUGGACGAGGUCAGAAUUAACAUUCAGUUACAAAUGCUUGACUAAAGUAUUUAUAAUAAAAUAGCCUCAUUUGUAAGUUG
This is a messenger RNA of Astyanax mexicanus (Mexican tetra), 2689 nucleotides long. It is a transcript of the gene tars2, whose product is annotated as threonyl-tRNA synthetase 2, mitochondrial. NCBI's taxonomy places the organism in Eukaryota, Metazoa, Chordata, Actinopteri, Characiformes, Acestrorhamphidae. Gene Ontology annotation, molecular function: threonine-tRNA ligase activity; ATP binding. The coding region runs from base 111 to 2186 and encodes 691 amino acids. Gene Ontology annotation, biological process: threonyl-tRNA aminoacylation. Gene Ontology annotation, cellular component: cytoplasm. The record is from RefSeq and is a predicted model, not a curated record. The transcript is spliced from 18 exons.